GAACAGAAAAUAAGAACGCAUGCCACAUUUUACUUCUGUCACCAAUGUUGCGGUCCUGCUUCACUGUGAACCAGUCACGUCUUUUUCUUCCACAGGUACAUUGUAUCUGGAGUCUUCCGAUUUUCAUGAGGAGCGACAGCUAAUGGAAAAAGCCUUCCCCGCAGUAAUGUCUAUUCCACGUGCAAUUCCAGUCGGCGGGAUUCAUCUAUCUAUAUUAUUUUAUGGUUUUAUGUGUUAAUUUGACUUAACAUCUCUGCGUUUUCUAUACAUGUUGCAUAGAUCUAUAAAACGCAACCAUACCGUAAACAAGAAAUCUGCUCAAAUUCAUGAGUUGAUCUUCCUGACUUUGACUGUCCGAUCAAUAGAGAGCUCAAGAUCUGAACCUGAGAUGGAGGUUGUUGUCGACAGCACGCCUCAGACCAGCAGCUUUGCCACCGAAAAUCAAAGCAGUGUCACUGCCAUCGUUGUCAGGCUAAUUAAGGAAUCGUUAAGCUCCAUCUUAACCAGAUUUCAUGCAGGUUAUUUUAGGAUAAGCCUAUCUCUCGGUGGCCAGGCUUUACUGUGGAAGACCUUGAUUGGACCAACCGAUGACAGAAGCACUCUAAGGGAUGUGCUCCACAUGCUCCACCCCACGGCUUUUCUUGUACUAUGGUCUUUCGCUCUCUUUACCCUUGUUUUGCUUUCUCUUCUUUACAUCUUGAGAUGCUUGUUUUACUUUAAGAUGGUGAAAGCAGAGUUCUUGCACCAUGUAGGGGUUAACUACCUAUUCGCUCCAUGGAUUUCCUGGCUUCUUUUACUUCAAUCAGCUCCAUUUGUCUCGCCAAAGACAACCUGCUAUCUUGUCCUUUGGUGGUUUUUUGCGGUUCCUGUUGUUGCUCUCGAUGUGAAACUUUAUGGUCAAUGGUUUACAAAAGGGAAGAAAUUUCUGUCUACGGUUGCAAAUCCUACGAGCCAGAUAUCAGUCAUCGGAAAUCUUGUUGGAGCACAAGCUGCAGCAAAUAUGGGGUGGAAAGAGAGCGCCGUUUGCUUGUUUUCACUGGGGAUGGUCCAUUAUUUGGUGCUCUUAGUGACCCUUUACCAGCGUUUCUCAGGCAGUGAUAGGCUUCCAGCGAUGCUUAGGCCGGUUUUCUUCUUGUUCUUUGCCGCACCAAGCGUGGCGAGCUUGGCUUGGGAAUCCAUAACUGGUGCUUUUGAUACUGGUUCCAAGAUGCUUUUCUUCCUCUCCCUCUUCCUCUUCACCUCCCUGGUUUGCAGGCCAGCUCUUUUCAGGAGAUCGAUGAGGAGGUUCAAUGUUGCCUGGUGGGCUUACUCCUUUCCCUUGACGGUCCUGGCUCUAGCUUCCACGGAAUAUGCAGAAGAAGUGAAAGGCAGCAUCGCGCACAUCCUUAUGCUUCUUCUAUUAGCCCUUUCCGUUUUGGUCUCACUUGGUCUCACAGUAUUCACCCUGCUCAACACUAAAAUGCUAUUACCCGACAACGAUCCAAUUGCAGCAAGUCUCCACCAUUUACCAACAGUUUCUGCAUAAUGCCAAAGCCGCCAGAUAGAAGGGCAAGAAAAUAAAUUCAAGUGCGAUUACAAUGCUGAUUUCUGCAAUAUUAGCUUACUCUGUCACCAAGUUGUCUAUGCUAUAAAAUUUUUGCUGUGAGAUUGUAGAGAGGAUAUAAAUCUUGCAUUGCAUGCACGUCAGUAAACAAGAUUAACCAGUGAUGUAUGAAGUGAUGUUUAUUGGAAGACAAAAGUAAAAGGAAAUGCUCAUUGCUUUUCGUUCUCCUGUCA
Molecule: messenger RNA, 1776 nt
Organism: Theobroma umbraticum
Lineage: Eukaryota; Viridiplantae; Streptophyta; Magnoliopsida; Malvales; Malvaceae
Product: S-type anion channel SLAH1-like
Biological process (GO): transmembrane transport; intracellular monoatomic ion homeostasis
Cellular component (GO): membrane
Molecular function (GO): voltage-gated monoatomic anion channel activity
Source: RefSeq, a predicted model, not a curated record